This is a messenger RNA of Limanda limanda (common dab), 2598 nucleotides long. RefSeq names its product cyclin I family, member 2 (gene ccni2). The coding region runs from base 321 to 1376 and encodes 351 amino acids. The record is from RefSeq and is a predicted model, not a curated record. NCBI's taxonomy places the organism in Eukaryota, Metazoa, Chordata, Actinopteri, Pleuronectiformes, Pleuronectidae. Gene Ontology annotation, molecular function: cyclin-dependent protein serine/threonine kinase regulator activity. Gene Ontology annotation, cellular component: cytoplasm; cyclin-dependent protein kinase holoenzyme complex; nucleus. The transcript is spliced from 7 exons. Gene Ontology annotation, biological process: mitotic cell cycle phase transition; regulation of cyclin-dependent protein serine/threonine kinase activity.
UUUGCGCUUAAUUCUUCUUCUCUCUUCCUUUGCGUCAGGUAUUUAGAUAACUACUCAUCGUUUAUUAUUCUAAAGCUUUUACAUAAUUUCCUUUCACUUUUUUUUUAAUUUAUAAUGCGGCUGCUUUCGUUGGAUUCGACGCGAAGCCCCUCCGAAGCUUGUCCUCUGCAGCCCGAUCCCGCUUGGUGUGUGUUGUUUGUGAAGCUGGAUUUACCGUAAAGGUUCGAAACCCGAGGGAGACUCGUUUAAAUGCUCCUGUCGUCGAGGAGCAGCCAAAACCAAGAGGUGUGUGUGCCCGGGGCGCCGCCUGGCCUGUGCCGAUGAAGAACCCGGGAGCUGCCGAGAGCCGCCGGCUGGUCGUGCUGCUGGAGGGCGCCCUGCUCAGAGAGGCCCGUCUGUGGAAGGCUCCCGUCUUGAAGGAUGGAUGCAUCGAGGGUGCUGACAUCUCUUCGUCCCAACACAAAGAGAUGAUCGUCUGGCUCGGAGAAAUGAGCCGACUCUUCCAUUUCUGUCCAGAGACCUUCGCACUGGGAGUGUGUGUCCUCAACCGCCUGCUGUCCACUGUCAAGGCUCAACCAAAAUACCUGAAAUGCAUAUCGUUCACCUCCCUGGUCCUGGCUGCCAAGAUCAAUGAGGAAGAUGAGGUUAUAGGUUCUGUCAGAGACCUGGUUGUGCAGAGCGGAUGCAGCUUUUCAACCGCGGAGAUUCUGCGCAUGGAGAGGAUCAUUCUGGACAAGCUGAACUGGGACUUGUACACCGCCACACCGGUCGACUUCAUUCACAUAUUCCACGCCCUGCUCGUCUCCGGCCACCCCCACCUCCUUCCGUCCAUCGGGCUCGGCCCCGGCUCCCCCCCCGGCGGGCCUGGCCCUCAGAAGAGGCCUUCUUUCUUCCAGGCGGCGUUGUGGACCAGGCAGGUGCAGCACUGUAUGGCCUGCCACCAGCUCUGGCAGUUCAAGGGCUCCACGUUGGCCUUGGCCAUCAUCACCUUGGAGCUGGAGGCGCUCACGGCCGAGUGGUUCUCCGUGGUCACCGACCUGCUGAAGAAGGCUCAGGUCGACAGUGCCGAGUUCAUCCACUGCAAGGAGACAGUGGACGAGUACCUGCACAGCUUGGAGUUCUCGCUGCCGGCCAACGCCAUCUACAUCUUCGACAGCGCCCAGAUCCCGGAGGAGGAGCGAGCCUGGAGCCCCACGCAGCCCCUGUGGCAGGCCGGGAGGGGGCGUGGCGGCGAGCAGGGGAACUCGGAUGAGUAUUAUGACGGGAUUCUGCGUUUGUACGAUGAGGAGUCGAACCCGGGCUCAGAGGGAAGCUUGUUCGACCCCCAGCAGAAAAGCGUGUCCCCCUGCCCGCCGCUGCACCCUGCUGUCAACUAGCUGCACGUUUAUCCACAGCCAUCCAUCUCUGUACAAGUGCACAGCGCCCCCUAGUCCACGUUUAAGAUAUUAAGAAGUCACAUUAGGGUCUCAAUCAUUAGUUAUGAAAUUAGAGAAAAUUAAGGCAGAAAUAAUUUAGUUGUGACUUGAUUUAAAUCCAAUUUGAAACCUGUUUUAUUCCCACCUGUGCACUUGUCGACCAAAUGUGAAUGUGGAUGUGUGUGUUGAUCUGUGCACGAGAAGUUGAAUGUUCCUCUCUGGCGAAGUGUUAUUGGUCCAUUUCCGUUCUCUACCUUUUUAAUAACGCCAGUUUUCCAUAUUUCUAAAACUUUCUGUCCUUUCUACAGCCACGACAAAUUUUAGUUCCACACGUCGGUGCUGAAGGGCGAUUAUUAUACAGUUGUAUGCGUGUUUUUUUUAUUGAAUGCAGUUGAGGCCAAGAAGUUUUUUAUGUUUGAGAGUUGAUCCUGGUUUUGUUUGUCGGUGCUCCGGUUCCCUGCAGAACCACAAAGCACUUUGAGAAAGAGAGAUUUUUUUUAAUGCAUAUAUAUAUUUUUUGCUAUUUUUAUUAUUAUUUUAAUCUUUUACUUGUACUUAACAUUUCCGUGUUGUGUUUAAUUAGCUAGUUAUUUACAAAAACUACACUUCGCCAAAAAAAAGCUUUAAUUUCAUAACGAAAUGCUGCAAUUUAUUUCUGUGAAGAUUUACUUCAACUUUUGUUACUUAUCAGACACCUUUUGGAAAACUAGUCCAACACUUGACAUCAUGAGAUGAUUGGAUUAUUGAUCCAGCAUCAAGGUUCUCAUUUAAAUGUUCAUUCAUUUUAUUCUACCUUCAAUGGUAGAACCAAUAAUCCUACUCAAAAUGUCACGCUGGAUAUUAUACUGUUUUACUUUGUUAAUAUAAUUCUGUUUCGUCAAUGUUACUGAAUUUAUCCUUUUGUAUGACGUUGGCUGAAACGCGUCCACGGGGACGUCACUCCACUGCCGAACAGUCGAAGCCUUUAGACACUGAACAGAUCUGAUCUCCAUUCGACUGGAGGCUGCUGAAAUCGGCAUUAAUGUGAACUGUCCAUUUUUCUCCACUGUUCAAUCUGCUGCGACUGAGUGAAAGUGACAGCAGCGACCAAUGUAGAGUUGUUUUUGUUCUGAGGCAGCUAAAUCUCUACUGUUUGUGUUGACGACAGAAAUAAAGUUAUGACUUCAGAAGUCUAAACCUGUGA